GUCUUUGAGUGUGUUACGCACUUGGACUUGGACUCAGUGCUGAACACAGGAAAGAAGUGUUUUUAUUUUCCUAUUGUUUCCUAUUUAGCGGCCUAAAGCUGAGAAUGACUGCGACCCUCUUCAUCGUCGCCUGUGGCGUCUUCAUCUUACACAACGUACAAGGAGUACCCAGAACUGCUGCAUACAAGUUUGUGAAGUGUCGGCCUGAUGAUGACGGCGCAAACUGUGUGACUCACCAAAGUCCAGAGAUGGAGUGGAGUCCUGAACUGCCGACCAAACUCCCUGCUUCAACUGUACAAUACCUCGAUGCCCAGGCUGUAGAUGAAGAUGAGGAUCCUGUGAUGCUGAUGGAGGCAGUUGACGAUGGUUCUGGUUAUGAAGGCUCUGCUGGUCAGUUCCUGAUGGACUCAUUUGAUGUGAAUACAGAAAGCGAGAUGGGGUCUGGCGAGUCUUGGGCACCCAGAGACACAGAACAAUACAAAGUUGGGAGAGAAUACUCAGAGGCCUUCAGGCGGUUCCUCAGUGGGUCUCAGCUGGACCAGGAGAAACCAGCUGAGAAUGAUCUGGAAGAAGAUCACCUUCUGCAGCUGUAAAAUUGUCAACAUGUUGUACUUCCACACUUCAUACUAAAAAGCUUUUGCAUCAUCACAUAGCGGCGACACUUGCAAUGGCCCCGUCCAUAGCUGCAGGUGUGCUUUAACACAAGUAUACAAUGGAAUAUUGUAUGUUUUUAAAUACAGUUCAUGCAGCCCUCACAUUGCUGAUACUAAAAAAACGGAUCUAUUUUCUCUGACGUCUUCACCGCUUUACAUUUAGCCAGAAAGAAUUGUGUAAUAGUUUUAAGGGAAUUUGUGCUGAGCAAGACGAAACAUGACAAUGUUGCACAACACAACAGAUACUCUCAGGAAAAGAUGUGAGUCAUAUUCUAAGUUAUCAUCAUGUGAUAUUUUCUUAAACAACCAUCCAAACAAUAAAAGGUUUCAAUCACUUGAAAACAA
Doryrhamphus excisus (bluestripe pipefish) is the source of this 998-nucleotide messenger RNA. It is a transcript of the gene srgn, whose product is annotated as serglycin. The record is from RefSeq and is a predicted model, not a curated record. Lineage: Eukaryota; Metazoa; Chordata; Actinopteri; Syngnathiformes; Syngnathidae.